CUGAACCAGUUGAAAAACACAUGUCAUCCUAACUUCCUCCUGAAGUAAGCGGGGAGCCCAAAAAAAUCCCAAAUUUAGAACAGUCUAGGGCAUCGGACGCGCCCCGCCGAGAAGCUGGUCGAAUCCCCUCCUAAAUUAUGAGUUAGCACCCAGCCCCUACGCAUCCUGCGGAUUGCUGGAUCAUUUGCUCCCGUUCCACCGAUUCCUGAGCGAGGAUUCGUCUUUGGUUGACUGAGGGUUAGGAUCUUGAGAGGCUUUCUGUUGGAAAUAUGGGCAAGCCGCUUGUCUAUGAGAUACUGGAGAAGCCGGCCAGUAGCAGCGUCAUAGGCAUCUGCUCCCUGAUCUGGUUCUUCAUCCAGAAGAGGAGCAUUGGAUACGCGGAUGUCGGGCUGAGCUACGAAACCGUCGUGGAAGGCGGGCAGUACUGGCGGAUCAUCACCUCAGCCUUUUCGCACAUCAGCGUGGUGCAUUUGGUGUUCAACAUGAGCGCGCUGUGGAGCCUCGGCGUCGUCGAGCAGCUGGGGCACAUCGGGCUCGGUGUCGAGUACUACCUGCAUUACACGCUCGUGCUCGUGGUGCUGUCUGGAUUGCUGGUUCUUGGAUUCUACCACAUGAUGAUUCAGAGGUUCAAGGUGGAGUACUUCAGGAGGGCGACCGCCGUUGGCUACUCGUGCGUCGUGUUUGGGUGGAUGACAAUUCUGGCUGCCAAGCAACCAUCGUCGAAGCUGAACAUUUUCGGGGUUCUUUCGCUGCCGAUCAGCUUCGCGCCAUUCGAGUCCCUGAUAUUCACAUCCAUCAUGGUCCCGCAGGCUAGUUUCAUCGGCCAUUUCUCGGGGAUCAUUGUUGGGUACUCAAUUGCCUGGGGUCUGAUUCAUGGGAUGAAUAACUACUGGGCAAUCACUAUGCUCGGGUGGAUUGCCCUUGUAUUUGUCUUGAGCUUGAAGCGUACAGGGUCUAUGGAAUUGAGUUUUAUUGAGAUCGAGCCAGUCACGGAUCCCUCGCUACCUUCUGUUGGUCUGGUAACCUCCAGAAAUGGUAGAACCCUGCAGAUGGAUGUGUUGCCUGGAGGAAGAGUAGCAGACAUUGUAUAACUUGCUGAGAGGAAGGCUCAGUCACUUAAAUGUUCGAUAAAUCUUGUUUUUGUUUUGAAAAUUGUAUCAUGUCGACACAAUGCUAUACUUUCAGUUUUGAAAAUCUGGUGUCACGGAUGUCUUUGGUAAUCGCUGGUGUAAAGGAGUUCUUUAUCUGGACUUCCAGGUGUAUGCUCAUUUUGAAUAGAAAGGAAUUCUUUGUGAUAGUUACCAUAUAAAGAAAGGUUUCCC
Phragmites australis (common reed) is the source of this 1322-nucleotide messenger RNA. RefSeq names its product RHOMBOID-like protein 13. Lineage: Eukaryota; Viridiplantae; Streptophyta; Magnoliopsida; Poales; Poaceae. Gene Ontology annotation, cellular component: membrane. The coding region runs from base 270 to 1091 and encodes 273 amino acids. The record is from RefSeq and is a predicted model, not a curated record. Gene Ontology annotation, molecular function: serine-type endopeptidase activity. The transcript has 2 exons.